UUCUUUCUUUCGACUCUAUUUCAGGUUCAUUGAAAUUAAAAGAAAAAACUACACCAAGCAAAGAAUUUUCAGGGUUUUUCGACAAUGGAUCAGAGCCUGUUUCGCCUUGUUGAUCAGGAACAAGAUUCGUUUCAACGUAAAUGGACUUUGGUCAAUGGUCCGGUCAUAAUUGGUGCUGGACCUUCGGGGCUAGCCACUGCUGCUUGUCUAAGAGAACAAGGGGUGCCCUUUGUUGUUCUUGAACGAGCUGAAUGUAUAGCUUCUUUGUGGCAAAAACGCACUUACGACAGGCUGAAGCUUCAUCUUCCAAAGCAAUUCUGUCAACUCCCUAAACUACCAUUCCCUGAGGAUUUCCCUGAGUACCCAACAAGGAAACAGUUCAUUGAAUACCUUGAAUCAUAUGCUAAGCAUUUUGAUAUCAACCCAAAGUUCAAUGAGUGUGUGCAGUCAGCUAGAUAUGAUGAGACCAGUGGUUUCUGGAGGGUCAAGACCAUUGUCACCAGUGGUUCAAACAAGAUCGAGCUUGAGUACAUUUGCCGCUGGCUUGUGGUGGCCACCGGUGAAAAUGCCGAGCGUGUGGUGCCUGAUAUCCAAGGAUUGGCUGAGUUUGGUGGUGAGGUUAUUCAUGCUUGUGAGUACAAGUCGGGUGAAAAAUUCCAGGGUCAAAAGGUGCUCGUUGUCGGCUGUGGCAACUCUGGCAUGGAAGUUUCACUUGAUCUUUGCAACUACAAUGCUUCACCAUCAAUGGUGGUUCGUAGCUCGGUCCAUGUCUUGCCAAGAGAAGUCUAUGGGAAAUCCACAUUUGAAUUAGUUGUUUUGAUGAUGAAAUGGUUACCCCUUUGGCUUGUUGACAAGUUGAUGUUGGUUUUGGCUUGGUUGGUGCUUGGAAACGUUGAGAAAUAUGGGCUUAAAAGGCCAUCAAUGGGUCCAUUAGAACUCAAGAACACUAAGGGGAAAACCCCUGUAUUGGACAUUGGUGCAUUGAAGAAAAUCAAAUCAGGUGACAUCAAUGUUGUUCCUGCUAUCAAACGUUUCUCAUAUAGACAAGUCGAGCUCGUUAACGGCGAAAAACUCGAUAUCGACUCGGUCGUUUUGGCAACCGGAUACCGCAGCAAUGUUCCUUCUUGGCUUCAGGAAGGUGAAUUCUUUGGUGAGAAUGGGUACCCAAAGGCACCUUUCCCGCAUGGUUGGAAAGGCAAUGGUGGAUUAUAUGCAGUUGGGUUCACAAGGAGAGGGCUCUCCGGUGCUUCCUCAGAUGCCAUGAGGACAGCACAAGAUAUUGGCAAGCUUUGGAAAGAUGAAACUAAGCAACACAAAAAGAUAACAAUUGCUGGCCAUAGACAAUGCAUUUCACAGUUCUAAAGUCUCACUCCUCAGUGCAACAAAAAAAUAAACAAAAAAUACUGUAAAAAAUUGAAAAUACUGUAAAAUACCCCCCCAAAAAAAGUAGCACAGGCUGACAGAGCCCUCUCCAAAAGCCCAAGUUUUGAGUUUUUUUGGGCAUUUUGUAAACUGAGGAUGAUGAGGCUUUUCUUUUCUUUUCUUUUUUUGUUUUGUUUUAGGGACUAAGUUAAAUGAUACACUUCCAUCGUUGCUGUCUUUUUGUCUU
This is a messenger RNA of Gossypium raimondii (Peruvian cotton), 1609 nucleotides long. Its product is annotated as probable indole-3-pyruvate monooxygenase YUCCA5. The record is from RefSeq and is a predicted model, not a curated record. NCBI's taxonomy places the organism in Eukaryota, Viridiplantae, Streptophyta, Magnoliopsida, Malvales, Malvaceae. Bases 85 to 1362 code for a protein of 425 amino acids. The transcript is spliced from 3 exons. Gene Ontology annotation, biological process: auxin biosynthetic process. Gene Ontology annotation, molecular function: N,N-dimethylaniline monooxygenase activity; flavin adenine dinucleotide binding; NADP binding.